This is a messenger RNA of Insectozyma verbasci, 432 nucleotides long. The record is from the annotation of a GenBank genome assembly. Lineage: Eukaryota; Fungi; Ascomycota; Pichiomycetes; Serinales; Debaryomycetaceae.
AUGAAGUUAAAUGUUUUAUUCAAAGUUUCUGUUUUAGGGUUUUUUACAAUUACCGAUGCUCAUUUUGCAAAUAUGGAUCUUGAUGGAGUUAGUUGUUAUAUUUUAGACGGUAUUGAAGGUACAACUCCUGGUGACGCUAUUGCAAUUAAUUCGACUCAUUGGCAUGAUCAUGACGAUCCUUCCAAAAAAGGUAGUGUUACAGUAGUUACUAGUCAAGAAGAGUAUUUAGAUUUACCUACUCAUCCAAAAAUUGGAAUUGUUUGUUCACCAGAUGAAAUUGAUUUGUCAUCAAUUUAUAUUCCUUAUGCUGAAAUGGAACCAACUGAUGAGGAAUUUUAUCAAAACAAUGCUACAGUUUAUCAAGCAAAUGAAGACCCACAAAGCAGAUUUAGAUUCAAAUGUGUCAUUGAAUUUUGCAGAGGUUCUGAUUAA